Molecule: messenger RNA, 1865 nt
Organism: Chrysochloris asiatica (Cape golden mole)
Lineage: Eukaryota; Metazoa; Chordata; Mammalia; Afrosoricida; Chrysochloridae
Gene: NDFIP1
Product: Nedd4 family interacting protein 1
Exons: 8
Coding region: 152-817 (221 amino acids)
Biological process (GO): metal ion transport; positive regulation of protein ubiquitination; ubiquitin-dependent protein catabolic process
Cellular component (GO): Golgi apparatus; perinuclear region of cytoplasm; endoplasmic reticulum
Molecular function (GO): WW domain binding
Source: RefSeq, a predicted model, not a curated record
AGCAGCGGGAGAGGAACGUCCAGCCCGGGGACCGCGGCGGCUAUUGAGACCCACCGAGGCGCGUCUCCCUUGGCCUCCCGGCGCUCCUAGGCCACAGCUCCUCCACAGCUCGCUAGCUAAUUCGCCUUCCUUCACCGUGACCGGCUGCGCCAUGGCGUUGGCAGCGGCGGCGCUGGCGGCGGUCGAGCCGGCCUGCGGCAGCCGGUACCAACAGUUGCAGAAUGAGGAAGAGCCUGGCGAGCCUGAGCAGACUGGAUGUGAUGCCCCUCCACCAUACAGCAGUCUCUCUGCCGAGAGUGCAGCGUAUUUUGACUACAAAGAUGAGUCUGGGUUUCCAAAGCCCCCCUCUUACAAUGUGGCUACAACACUGCCCAGUUAUGAUGAAGCUGAGAGAACCAAGGCUGAAGCCUCUAUCCCUUUGGUUCCUGGAAGAGAUGAGGAUUUUGUGGGCCGGGAUGAUUUUGAUGAUGCUGACCAGCUGAGGAUAGGCAAUGAUGGGAUUUUCAUGCUAACGUUUUUCAUGGCAUUCCUCUUUAACUGGAUUGGGUUUUUCCUGUCUUUUUGCCUGACCACUUCAGCUGCAGGAAGGUAUGGGGCCAUCUCAGGAUUUGGUCUCUCUCUAAUUAAGUGGAUCCUGAUUGUCAGGUUUUCCACCUAUUUCCCUGGAUAUUUUGAUGGUCAGUACUGGCUCUGGUGGGUGUUUUUGGUGCUAGGCUUUCUCCUGUUUCUCAGAGGAUUCAUCAAUUAUGCAAAAGUUCGGAAGAUGCCAGAAACGUUUUCAAAUCUCCCCAGGACCAGAGUUCUCUUUAUUUAUUAAAGAUGUUUUCUGGCAAAGGCCUUCCUGCGUUUAUGAAUUCUCUCUCAAGAAGCAAGAGAACACCUGCAGGAAGUGAAUCAAGAUACAGAACACAGAGGAGUAAUCACCUGCUUUACAAUAAUAAAUAAAGUACUGUUGAAGAAGAUCAUUUUUCUCUUUUUGUUCCUAGAUGUAAAAUUUUAAUAGUUAAUGCAGAAUUCUGUAAUCAUUGAAUCAUUAGUGGUUAAUGUUUGAAGAGCUCUCGCAAUCAAGUCUGUGACGUAUUAAUAAUGCCUUAUAUAUUGUUUGUAGUAAUUUUAAAUCGCAUGAGCCACGUCCCUAUAGUCAGUAGGGGGCAGUCUUGCUUUAUUCUUUCUCCAUCUCAAAAUGAAUUUGGAAUUAAAUAUUUUAGUGUAAGAUAUGUAUAAUGCUGGUCAUUUUAAAGGGAUUUUCUCAAAAGUUAAAACUUUUGUUAUGACUGCAUUUCUAAUGCACAUAAUACAUAUUUGCUGUUAAAAUUGAUCUAGAAAUUUAUUUAGUUGUACUGUGUGAACACUGAAGCAAAAUCAUAGUGCAAAAUACAUUUAAGGUGUAGUCAAAACAAUGUUCUCAAUUGGUAAAUAAUAAGUGUUCAAUUUUUUUUAGUCUGUAUUCUAAAUUUUGCUGUGCCUAAUUGUUUUGUGGUGUGUAUCUAAGGGAUUCCAAAGGUGUGUCACUAUAUAAAAUAAAAACGACGGGGACACAUGCAAAUUAAUGACUGAAAUGUAAUUCUCAAUACUUUCUGUGUGAAUAGAGUCCCUACCCCUUAUUUUCUUUUUAUCUCAUGAUUAGGCUAGGGGUUGGGAGAGGGGGAAAGAUUAGGUACUAGCAGCAAAGAAAGAAUUGACUUGUGAUUUUUAAGACGAUCCCUAACAGUCUGUACUACUUGCUUUUAUAAUGUGUUAGCAGAAACUUUGAUGCAUUAUAAAUAUAGAAUGAUGUGCUUUCUGCCAAGUGGUAAUUCACCUUGGUUUGCUAUGUUAAAACUGUAAAUACAACAGAAUAAUAAUAAAUGUCUCUUGUGUAGCAA